AUGAAAGUGGAAGUAUGGGCGAGUGCUGUUCUGAGCCUGUCUCCUGAUAGCAGUGAGCUGGUUAGGCAGAGAGUGCUUGAGUCCCUGCAGGAACUGGGGCAGACCAAACGCAAAAGGGUUCUCCAGUUCCUUCACAAGUUUCUUACGGAGCACCAGAAUUUACCUUUGUUACAGCGCAUAACAAUAUUAAAGAGCAUUACACUAAUUGUGAAGGGCAACGUUGGGCAUUUAAGCCGCCCGCUAUUCAAGAAACUAAUUGUAAUAGCUUUGGUGGAAAUAUCCAAAAUAAGCAUAAAUGAUGCUCACAGAGAAACAGCAAGUAAACUUUUGCUAGCUCUGGGCUCCAGUUUCCCAAAUGAAGUCUUCAUGGAACUGCAAGCAAUGAUUCAACAACAGACCCCGCCUCAUUUCUAUGCCAUCUUAACAUUGGCAAACCUGUGCUUUGAAAAUGUGCAUGCUGUGGUCCCUUUGUUGAAACCAGUAUUGGAAAGUAUCCUCUAUUUACUGCAUGUGGAAAAAUGUCGAAAAACACAAUGGGUCAUCUGCUAUGCCUUGGGCUAUAUGAGCAGGAGCAUUCUCAUUUACACUUCAGAGCCUAAUCUCCCAACGAGGAAGAUGUAUGUGAGUGAGCUUUCCAGUGCUUAUGAUAUUCUUUUCCAUUCCUGGUUGAACUCCAGCGACCCUAAGAUAAGCAUAGAGGUAGUGAAAGCAAUAGGCCAGAUUGUUUACCUGCUUCCCAGUGACAAAAUAGAGAAUGAGCUGCCCAAUUUAAUUCCAGCCGUCCUGUCCUUGUACCAGAAGUCGUCCAAUGAUAUUGCCCUCACUAAGGUGCUCUGUGGUAUUCUGCAUACUGCCCUAGAAAGGAACAACAAAAUGCUGCUGCCCCAGCUCGAGACCCUCUGCAUCACCUUACACCAGCAAAUCUGCAUUACAAUGGAUCAAAUCCCCAACUCCUUGUCAGAAAGCCUUCAAGACAAGAUCCUUUGUUGCUUUCAGAUUCUAACUUCAGCUUUUGCAGAAGAGAUAAUAAGAUUCCUUUUGCCACAGUUGGAAAUUCCCAAUGAGCAAACUCAGCUGGGAACUUUGGCUGUGUUGAAGCACCUGAUCAAUUCUGUUCCUUCAUACUUGGAUGGGCACAAGAGUCAGAUUAUGAACAGCAUGACACUGUCUGUUUUAAGAAACAACAACCAGGUGAAGGGUUUUCUCAGCAAGCUAAUAUAUACAAUGGCCAGCCACAAUUACCUGGAACUGGAAGGGGGAGUGGAGGUGAUCCGAUUUAUAAUUGAACAAUGUGCACUACCCACAAAGGAAGGCAUGCGAUGUCAUAAGCCCAGGCAAAGCAAAAAGGGGCACACCAGUACAGUGACAGACAGAGAAUUAAAGAAGCUCUAUGAAAGAUUACUGGGAAAAUUAACCACAACAUUAACGAUUGACAAUGUUCUCUGGCCACUGCUAUUGGAGUUUGUUAUCCCAGCAAAGUACACUAACGCUUUGGCUGAUGUUUGUAGUUCCUUGACGUAUCUUGGGAGCAAAAAACAGCAAGCUGAGGAAACUGAGUUUGUUUUAAAUUAUGAAGAACACACCAAUCUUCCAAACCGCCAGGCUUUACUGAUUCGGUUGUUGGCCGUGUCAUCUUCCCCCUAUGAGGGUGGACAUCGAGGUGCUCCUGCUCUGUCCUUACUAUGGGUCCUGGGCAUUAAUAUCCACCCGGCGGCUGUGAGAGUGUGGGACAAUGAACUUCCAAAUUUGGUUCAUUAUUUGCAGGAAAUUUCAGAGGAAGAUCUGCUUCAAUAUCAGUGGGAACAGAAACUACUUCAGGUUUUGUCCCAGACCCUGGAGGAGAUAGAAGAUGAAGUCUGGAUUAUCCAGCUGAGUGAAGUGGUGACAGAGCAGAUUCACAGAUGCCGAUGUUCUCCGCAGCAGAAGGGGUUUCUGUUCAAGUGCCUUGGGAUAGUGCUGCAGCUGACACAGAGCCAUGAAGUGGUAAGGAAAAAACUGCAAGUGAUGUUGCAAAUCAUUGAACACGACAAAGAUUUAGAAAGAGAAGGUGCAGCUACUGGAAUUGGCUACUGUGCCCAAACUCACUUAGGUAUAACCCUUGCUAUAUUGAAAAAUUGUUCAAAACUGAAUAUUUUUAAGAAAACUGCAAGUUUCUACCAGAUCAUGAAGGACCAAGGCAGUCUUGAAAUAAUGAAUGUGAAAAGCACACUUAUUUUGUGCUACGGAUAUUUAAUCCGACAUUGUUCCAAGGAGAUUAUUUUGCCCAGAAUAGAGACAGAUAUUCUACAGAAUGUAUUGAACCACUUCAACAUAAAACUUUUGGGAAUGAAAAUUCAUGUAAAGGACUCAACAAUGAAGUUAAGUCUGAUAAAGGUUAUCACACUUAUAGCCAGAGCAUUCCAGCACAUAGAAGGGGAGCCUGCCUACAAGAUGACCAGAAAGUUGGAGCUACUGGCCUACAUGCAAGAGUUCAUCAAGGCUGAGCCCACUGACUCAAUGACAACUUAUGUUCGAAAGACUGCUAUGGAUGCAUGCACCUGCCUUUUAAUGGUAGAACCUUUUUCUGUAUUAAUUAAUCAUGGUGACUUGAUUAAGUUAUGUCUGAAAAGUAUUUUCAGCUUGCCACCUUUGGAGGGUAGUGAAAGCAGAGAUAAGAUUAAGAGGCAGGAGAUUUACAAAGAAGCACUAUUGUCUCUGGAAGAUCUCCUGAAGCAACUUCUACACUUAGAUUUGUCACCCAAUGGCCUUCAAUAUCUCUUUAAAUUCCUGAUAGUUUGGAUAGGAUCCAGGAAGCACUAUGAACGAGAAAAUUCCUUGAUGAUCACUUUGCAUCUUCUGACAUAUUACCUGGAUAGAGGUGUCAUUAAUGAUAAAGUUCCAUCCCAGAAUUUUGGGGCAGUUAUUGGAUCUAUAGUGGUUCGCUGCUCGGAUCCAUCAGUAACUGUAAGGGAGUUGGCCGUUGACUGUUUAUAUAUACUGCUUCGUUUGCAGCUACGGUUUGCAGGGUUUUAUAUGGACCACAAAUAUAAUGAAGUGGAACAACUGAAGACCAUUAAGGAUGGACUGAAGGACACCAAUUUUGAGACACUCUAUCAGCUAUAUAUAGAUCUUGGAACAGUCCUGUCCAACUGUGUGCCCCAUGACCAAGUAAAUACACUACUGCUCACUAUCUCUGAAGGACUUACUGACGAGCAAUUGAACAGUUCCUUCGUGGCUUCUAUUGUCAUAAAUGUCCUCAUUAGGAAAUGUGGAACCAUCCUUACUGACAUUCCAGGAAUAAUCAAAGUUCUGCACCGUCAACUGCAGUUGAUUACACAGCCACAAAUAGCACACUUUGUGACAUAUUCUAUUUCCAUUCUAGCUUCACAAAAUGUGCCGAUGGUCUUGCCCCAUCUCCUCAAGUACCAAAUUCCGUUUCAGACGCAUAUGGUUGAUAUAUGGAGAUCCUUACUGAGUGAUAAUGCACUAGCUGUGACAUCCAUCAAAUACCUUCUCAAUAACUUAAAGCUAAUGUAUGAUGACAACAGUGAAUCUCUGCUUCAGGAAAUGGUGUUAACCAUGCAUCAGCCAUUAGCUGUUCUUCAUGCCCUUCACGCAAUGAUAUGCUGUCCCGGGUCCAAGAAGGUAAUAAACAUUCUGUUUCCCCAGCUCUUCUGUGUUAUUCUGCUUUACUUCAGUUCCAGCGUCCAGUUCUGCUCCAGGAAUUUUCUGAGAAUCCCAAAACAAAAGAAAUCCUUCACCUCGUCGGAUGAAUCUGCAGAUACCGAUAUUUGCAAUUAUGCUGUUGAAAUACUUCAAACUAUCCUGACAAGCAUAAAGUGCGACAACGCCUACAUUACAGCAGAGAACGGUUGGGACCUGAUGAAGAGCCCGGGCAGGCACCACGAGGGGAUUAUGCUGCUGGCCAGUGCCAUGUCGGUGUGUGCUGCCCCUCACCUCAUCGCUAUUGUGGAGCAGCUCAUUCCUUUCCUUGCUAAUAUUCAGGAGCGCCAGAGAAUUGCUGCAGUUGCGUUUUUUGCUGAGCUUUUAAAUCAUGAAGUGGUAUUGAACUUGUCACUUGCAGACACCCUUGUGGGAUGCCUACUCCGGUGUUUGAUUGACACUUCUCCCACUAUUCAGGGACUGGCGAUAAGGGGCUUGGGAAAUACUGCAACUGGAGCAGCUCAGAACCUAGCAAAGUACUCCAGCAGGUUGUUAUCUGUAUUCACUGCAGCCAUACACAAGUACUGGAAAUCCAAUCAUCUCAUGGCGAUUGAGGCCAUGUCAAGCAUUUUCAAGGUCCUAGAUUCGCGGCAAGAGCAUUUCGAAGAUUCCGUUCUGAUUGAUGUAGCUCUUACAAUUGAGCCUUUAUUGGAAAAUGAGCAUGAAAAAAUGAGAGCCUCUGCAUUUAAAGUUCUUGGGAAACUAGUGCAAUUUGGAAGCGGCGAGAGGAACCCUGUGUUAGCAGAACACCUCCAUCCAACCCUGAUCAGCUCGUUGCUGCACCUCAGUGAUGAGAGCCCUGAGGUGGUCGGUGCCUGCAAGUCAGUGCUGAAGCUGAUGGGUCCAAUCACCGGGUCAGACACCCUGAGUAAAAUCUUUCAAGAGCUCUCACCAGAAGCCGCCGCGCUGGACUAUGAGGGAUACUUGAGCAAAGUCAGCAGGCGCAUCAGUGGAGAUCUGCCCGACAGGAUAGUUUGCUACGUACUGAGUUGUACUGCCUUCUUCACCAAUCCCCAGCCGGAGAUCAGAGAAAACGCUGUCACGUUGAUAGGGUUUCUCAUGCACCACGCAGCAGCGGGGUUUGCUCUGCAAUUCUCCGCCGAUUCCGCUUGCAAAAAGGUAUGUGCCCUGCUGUCUGACCCAGUGAGAGGCGUCCGAAUCAAAGCCGCUGUGGCAAUACGGCAGCUCUACAUGUACUGA
This is a messenger RNA of Hypanus sabinus (Atlantic stingray), 4902 nucleotides long. Its product is annotated as maestro heat-like repeat-containing protein family member 1. Bases 1 to 4902 code for a protein of 1633 amino acids. The record is from RefSeq and is a predicted model, not a curated record. Gene Ontology annotation, cellular component: cytoplasm. Lineage: Eukaryota; Metazoa; Chordata; Chondrichthyes; Myliobatiformes; Dasyatidae. The transcript has a single exon.